Molecule: messenger RNA, 1284 nt
Organism: Metarhizium album ARSEF 1941
Lineage: Eukaryota; Fungi; Ascomycota; Sordariomycetes; Hypocreales; Clavicipitaceae
Product: G-protein coupled receptor
Exons: 5
Coding region: 1-1284 (427 amino acids)
Biological process (GO): cell surface receptor signaling pathway; adenylate cyclase-activating G protein-coupled receptor signaling pathway
Cellular component (GO): plasma membrane
Molecular function (GO): G protein-coupled receptor activity
Source: RefSeq, a predicted model, not a curated record
AUGGAGAGCAGCGACGACGGAUCGACCCUUAGCACCGACCAUAUCAACACCCUCAUCACCAUCGAGCGCACGGGUGCAGGUCUUUCCAUGGCCGCUAUCCUCCUCACCGUCGUCUCGUUCGUGGCCUUCAAGAAGCUCCGCACCACGCCCAAUACGUUCCUUGUAUUUGCUUCCGUUGCAAACGCCGGCGCGAGCGUGGCCUCCAUGAUCGGAUACGACGGGCUCCGGAUGGGUGAAGAAUCGACGCUAUGUCAGGCCCAAGGCUUCAUAUUCGAAUGGUUCAUGCAAGCCGACCCCUGGUGGUCGUUCGCCAUGGCGUUAAACGUCUUCCUGGUCUUCUUUAACAACGCCAGCCCGAAAAAUUUCCAAAAAUACACAUGGGCAUACUGCGUGGUUUGUUUCGGCGGGCCAAUGCUGCCGGCCGUCGUGCUCGUCUCCAUCCGCGACCAGGAGCGAGGCCCGAUCUUUGGCGACGCAGCCUUGUGGUGUUGGAUCAGGCCUCAGUGGAGCACUGUUCGUCUUUACGCAUACUACAUACCCAUUUGGAUCUGUAUCCUUCUCUCUAUCCUCAUCUACAUCGCCGUGGGAUAUCACGUCUUUCGCAGCAGGAACCAGCUGCGGAACGUGACGUUCCAGCACCCGGCUGGCAAUUUCCGCAGCGCAUCCCUGACGGACAGCGACAACGGAAGUUCCGGGGAAGAGAACCCCGCGAGACAGACUGGCUGCUACGGAGUCGCAGUCACAGAGGUCCAGGUCACCACCAACUUCUCCGGUUUCGCGGACGAUGAUAUCCCCGCCCUGCCGGCAGCGGUGCACAGAACUCCGUCCCGGAUUUGCGGCGGAUCAUGGCUGGAUCCCCCAAACGACUCGGACAGCGAGAGGGUUGUGCCUACGCAGCAGUUUGAGACGACUUGUUCGGCUGGGAAGCGACAUACUAACAGCACCUCUCUGGCCAGCAAAUUCGGGGCGUUGACGUCCACAGCGUCGAUGAAGCUCAAGCGUUUGGAUUCUGUAAAGAUGGCAUAUCUAAGGACGAGCUUCAUUUUUGGACUUUCCGUGCUGAUUACAUGGAUCCCCAGCUCCAUCAACCGACUUUACAGCCUAAAAAACGGAGGGCAAGUCAGCUAUACUCUUAGCAUUGCCAGCGGUUGCGUGCUGCCGCUUCAGGGUGUCUGGAACGCCAUCAUCUUCUUCACGACCAGUUGGUCAGAGGUCCAGGCCGAGACGAAGGCAGUCAAAGCAAAAUUCGGUUAUGGAAGCGUAGCCUCGAUGCCAGGGGAUUAA